This is a messenger RNA of Staurois parvus, 3431 nucleotides long. NCBI's taxonomy places the organism in Eukaryota, Metazoa, Chordata, Amphibia, Anura, Ranidae. The record is from the annotation of a GenBank genome assembly.
GAUGAACGGGACAGAGUGCAGAAGAAAACAUUCACUAAGUGGGUCAAUAAACAUCUCAUCAAGGUUCGUAAGCACAUCAAUGAUCUAUAUGAAGAUCUUCGGGAUGGUCACAAUCUUAUCUCCCUUUUGGAAGUCCUUUCUGGUGUUAGAUUACCCAGAGAGAAAGGUAGGAUGCGAUUCCACCGCCUUCAAAAUGUGCAGAUUGCACUGGAUUUCCUCAAGCAACGUCAGGUGAAAUUGGUCAAUAUCCGGAAUGACGAUAUCACGGACGGGAACCCAAAACUCACCCUUGGGCUGAUAUGGACCAUAAUCCUUCACUUUCAGAUCUCUGAUAUUUAUGUUAGCGGGGAGUCAGGAGAUAUGUCUGCCAAGGAGAAGCUGCUCCUAUGGACGCAGAAGGUGACGGCGGGAUAUGUUGGGGUGAAGUGCACCAACUUUACUUCCUGCUGGAGUGAUGGCAAAAUGUUCAAUGCCAUUAUACACCGGUAUAGACCUGACCUUGUAGACAUGCAGAAAGUAGAAAUUCAGAGUAACCGGGAGAACCUCGAGCAAGCAUUUGAAAUUGCAGAGAACCUGGGUGUCACUAGAUUAUUAGAUGCCGAAGAUGUUGAUGUAGAUUCACCAGAUGAGAAGUCUGUGAUCACGUAUGUCUCUUCUAUAUAUGAUGCCUUUCCCAAAGUCCCGGAAGGAGGAGAGGGAUCGGUGCCACUGAAGUGGAUUCUCGCUGGCUGGAAUACCAGGAAAGAGUUAUGUCCCUUACACAGUGGAUCCGACAGCAUGUACUACUGAUGUCUGACAAAUCAUUCCCGCAGAACCCUGUGGAACUAAAGGCACUUUAUAAUCAGUAUGUACAUGUAAAAGAAACUGAAAUUCCUACAAAAGAGCUAGAGAAAGCCCAAAUACAGAAGAUAUAUCAGAUGUUACAGACUUGGAUUGAAUUUGGCCGAAUCAAGCUCCCGCCAUCCUUUCAUCCCAAUGAUGUGGAGGAACUGUGGGGAAAACUCAUACUAUCUAUGCUGGAAAGGGAGAAGGUCCUACGACCAGCAGUAGAGAGACUUGAACUGCUCCUGCACAUUGCGAACAAGAUCCAGAAUGGUUGCUUGACUUGUGAGGAGAAGCUGACGCUAGCGAGGAAUACAUUACAAUCGGAUGCUGCUAAUGUUGAAUGUGGCCAGAGAACUCAGCAAGAAGAAGAGGUUCUACAUUUCCUUCAAGAGAGUGAAGGUCUUCUGCGACAGCUGCAGGCAGAUGUGCAGAUCCUGAGAGAUGAGAAAUACUUCCAGGUGGAGGAACUAGCUUUCAGAGUUUUGAGGAUUCAGGAUGAACUUCUCACGCUCAGGCUUGAGUACUCCAAUUUGUAUAGGAGAGGGAACCUCUUCAACUCCGAUCUACAAACUUCCACAUCCAAGAACACAUCUCACCAGCAAACCCUUAAUACUUCAGCACCUACUUCCACAUCAUGGUUUCGAAAACCAAUGAGCAGGGCAGAGCUCCUUGCACUGUCUUCUUCUGAAGAUGAGGGUAGCCUCAGAUUUGUCUAUGAACUUCUUGCAUGGGUGGAAGAAAUGCAGUUGAAACUGGAGCGCGCAGAAUGGGGUAGUGAUCUUCCCAGUGUGGAGUCACAGCUGGAAAUUCAGCGCCAAGUCCACGCAAGUGUGGAGGAGCUGACCUCAAGUUUGCGAGAAGCUAGAAGCUAUGAGGUUAAAAUGUCUCCAAAUUUCCGCAGUAGUUAUAAAGAAACCUUAAGCAAGCUUGAAAUGCAGUACUGCAAACUAAGGGAGACAAGUAGUUCCCGCUUACGUCACUUGGAGAGCCUUUAUGGGUUUGUGUCUCGAGCAACAGCACAGAUUAUUUGUCUAAAUGAGAAGGAAGAAGAGGAGCUGGCUUAUGACUGGAGUGAUGGAAAUUCUAACAUGGAGGCAAAAAAAGAAUACUUUACUGAACUGACUGAAGAGCUGGAACAGAAGCAGGAUGUGAUUCAGUCUUUGCAAGAGACAGCUGAACUCUUGUCCCUCGAAAAUCAUCCUGCAAAGCAAACCGUGGAGGCGUACAGUGCAGCAGUUGUUUCUCAGUGGCAGUGGGUCCAGCAGUUGUGUCUUUGUGUGGAGCAACAUAUAAGGGAGAAUUCUGCUUACUUCCAGUUUUUUAGCGAUGUACGAGAUUCAGAAGUUUAUCUGAAGAAUCUCCAGGAGUCAAUCAAGAGGAAGUAUUCGUGUGAUCGCAGUACUAGCAUGAACCGUCUGGAAGACAUGUUGCAAGAUUCCAUGGAUGAGAAAGAGCAACUCAUCCAGUCUAGAAGCACAGUUGCCAGCCUGGUGGGAAGGUCCAAGAACAUCAUUCAGCUGAGGCCCAGGAACCCUGAACAUAGUUUAAGUGGUACACUGCCUAUCAAAGCAAUAUGUGACUAUAAGCAAAUAGAGAUUACGAUCAGCAGAAAUGAGGAAUGUGUACUUGAAGAUAACUCUCAUAGGACAAAGUGGAAAGUGAUUAGCACUACCGGAAAUGAGGCCAUGGUGCCAUCUGUAUGUUUUCUCAUCCCUCCACUAAACAAAGAAGCAAUGGAGAUGGCUACCAGAGUGGAACAACUUUAUCAGAAAGUCAUGGCUCUUUGGCAUCAGUUACAUGUAAACACUAAGAGUUUAAUAUCAUGGAAUUAUUUGCGGAAGGACAUUGAUUUGGUUCAGAGUUGGAAUGCAGACAAGCUUAGGGUCCUUCCUCUGUCAGAGAGGCUACAGACACUUUCCUGUCUUCAGUCACAUUUGGAUGAUUUCAUGGAGGACAGCAAAGACUCCCAAAUGUUCUCACCUACUGAUCGUCUGAACAUGGAACAAGAAGUGGAGGAGUGUAAGGAGCAAUGCAGAAAACUUGUGAACCUUAUUGAGACUGAAGAUAAAGAUGAGUCUGUGGCACAGACCUACCUUUCAGAGCUUCAAAACAUUCGUUUGCACUUGGAGGACUGUGAGCAACGACUGGUGAAGAGAUUACAGAUUGCCUUGGGUAGCGAUUUGGAUGCUGUGCAUGAAAGUACUAUCCAGAUAUCUGAACAAGAGAGGAUGCAGGAAGAACUCAAGAGAUUAAAAUCUGAGCUGUCGCUGGUUUCUGAACGCUGUGACCAUUUCCUCAACAUGUCACCCUCUGGCUCCAGUACCCCAAAUGUUCGCUCACAGCUAGACCUGCUGGUUGGGAAAAUGGACCAUGUAUAUGGCUUGUCUUCUGUUUUCCUAGAAAAGCUGAAGACCGUAGAUGUGGUUAUUCGUAGUUUGCAAGGAGCAGAAGCUCUGGUGAAAGGAUAUGAGGCUCGUUUGAGUCAGGAAGAUACUAUCCCAGCAGAUCCUGCAGCUAUUCAGUGUCAGGAAGUCUUGUUACAGCAGCAAUGGAUGAGAGAGGCAGUGGAGAAGGAGAAUAUAAUUUCUUUGUUGGAAGAGGAUGUU